AUGGACGACGGAGCUGGAGUCCUUCCCUUCCCGACGAGGCUUCUUCCUCCCGACCCCUACCCUCUGCCGCUCCCGUCCGCUACCGAAUCUCCCCCACCUCCUGCACACCUCUACUACACAUCCCUUCCCGACGUACGCUCCACUUCCCGACCCCUACCCUCUGCCGCUCCCGUCCGCUACCGAAUCUCCCCCACCUCCUGCACACCUCCUCUACAACACAUCCCUUCCCGACGUACACUCCACUUCCCGACCCCUACCCUCUGGCGCCCCGUGUCGCGCGCGAUGCAGGAUAUUGCUCGCGAGAUAUCAUGGCAGCCUCCCGGUGGUAUGGGUUUUUGGAAGGCUGGGUAG
Peniophora sp. CBMAI 1063 is the source of this 351-nucleotide messenger RNA. Lineage: Eukaryota; Fungi; Basidiomycota; Agaricomycetes; Russulales; Peniophoraceae. The record is from the annotation of a GenBank genome assembly.